Messenger RNA from Ostrea edulis (European flat oyster), 2678 nucleotides. RefSeq lists its product as uncharacterized. Gene Ontology annotation, molecular function: structural constituent of ribosome. Bases 80 to 442 code for a protein of 120 amino acids. Lineage: Eukaryota; Metazoa; Mollusca; Bivalvia; Ostreida; Ostreidae. Gene Ontology annotation, biological process: translation. The record is from RefSeq and is a predicted model, not a curated record. Gene Ontology annotation, cellular component: ribosome; cytosolic large ribosomal subunit. The transcript is spliced from 4 exons.
CAAUGAUGAUUUUUAGCACUCUGGAGAGCGAGACUUUCAGCGCAUGCGCAAAAUUUAACUUCCUUUCAAAUCUGUCGAAAUGGUCAACGUACCAAAAUCAAGAAAGACCUUCUGCAAGGGGAAAAAUUGCAAAAAGCACACCCUUCACAAAGUCACCCAGUACAAGACCGGAAAAGCCUCCCUCUUUGCUCAGGGAAAAAGAAGAUAUGACAGAAAACAGAGUGGUUUUGGAGGUCAAACAAAGGUCAUCUUCCGUAAAAAGGCGAAAAUUACGAGAAAAAUCGUACUAAGAUUAGAAUGCACAGAUUGUAAAUACAGGAAACAGCUGGCCAUCAAACGAUGCAAACACUUCGAGUUGGGAGGAGAGAAGAAGAGAAAGGUAAGAAAAAUGGCUGCAUCUAUUUACAUAUUCAUAGGGUCGGAUUCAGGAUAUGAUAUUUAACAGUUGUGGCAUGAAAUACUGUAUAGGGAGGCCAAAGGCUGUCUUGGGCUUAAUGUGGGCCCUGAGUGAAGCCAUAAUGGAUUAAUGAAAUAUACCUGAUGGGGUUCCUGACAGUUAGAUGUCUUAGGGAAGUUCUGAAGUACACUUUAAAAUAAAAAUGCAAUAUGGACUAGGGCUGAAACGAUUCACCAAAAUAUCGAUACUAUUCAAUAGAAAUGCUCAGGGGUAGACAUAAACUUUUCUUCCUACUUGCCCUUUGAGCAAGUAAACUCAAAGUUUUACUUGUCCGAAUGAAAAACUUAGUUGUCCGAAAUAUUUUGGACUCUAAUUAAGCCUGUCAACCAGUAACUCUCAUUAUCUCUCUCUGUCAAUUGGUACGAUCUACUAGAAUGGGCCUUUACUAUAAUCUGACAAUUUGGUAAAGAAAACAACAAUAUAUGGAGUUUGACUUUACUUUCUAUAAAUAUUUGAUAUUCAUCAAGCUUAACACAAUUAUUAUAAUAAUCACAUUUCCUACUGAAAAAAAUCACUUGCCCCAUUGGGCAAGCGUGUAUUGAGUUUCACUUGUCUGAACUGGGUUUUCACUUGCCUCGAGCAAUCGAACAACCGUUAAUGUCGAUCCCUGGUGCUUGAUUCAAUGUUUGAUUUAUUGCCUCAUUAUUCGGUUUGAUACAUUUUUUUUUAAAAUUUGGAUCAGUAAAUUACAUCGAGCUUGAACGCAGGGGUGUGAUUUUUCCUCUUUUCAGAGGAAAUUCCCUGAUUCGCUUUAUUUUUUUUAAAAAUUGAAUCGCCCUGGGUUUGAUCGAAAAUGACAGAAAAUGAUAUUUUUCCAGGUAGGGUGAGGUGUUUUCCUUCCCUUUUGACCAGUUUUCCUCCGAUUUCCGAGGAAUUCGAUCACAUCCCUGUGACCUGCACUUGUUAUUUUUAUAUGCAUGAGGGAAUCGAAAUGGUCUUCGAUAACGGUCAGACUGUUGUUGGCCUCGAAUCUUACAAAAAUUAUAAUGAACUUAAUCAGUUUUAACUACGUAGCCAACUGUCAUCUUGCUUUGGAGUGGUUUGGAAACAUUUUGCAUUUAAAAUUGUGACUGAAUCUUCGUAAUUAUAUUUUUCUUCGAAGUUAUUAUUGGUUUCUUCUGUAAAAUGUUUCGUAUUGAAAAUAUUGAAUAGUGACAUAAGGAUUGCAAUACGUAUCAUAUUGUGAAAAUUGCAUAUCGUUUCAGCCUUUAUAUGGACAACUAAAUUAUGAUUGCUCCAUAGUUUGAAAGAUUUUCAGAUGUGCAGCCCUGUCUGGAUCUGCACGGUUUCGGUUACACAGUGGGUUGCAUAGGAGUAAAAUUUGUGCCACUGAGCUAGUGAAGUCUAUGUGAUCAAUUCUCAAUUACGAAGGAAAACAACCUACAAGCAAACAAAUAUUUGUAAUUUUUUCAAUCUCAGUCUUGCUCAAAUUUCAUCCACAAGUAAUAGUCAAGCAAAAGUGAUUUGAAAUGAUAACAACAACAAUGGCAUCAUAGUCCUGGAUUUAUGAAAGGGACUUGUAAGUUGUUAAAAGAACCUGUUUGAAGUCUGUUUUAAAUAGAUGUCCAUUACUCAAAACAGGCAGUGUUUCUUUAAUAAUACGUUAAAAAUGAGUUGUGGUACUUCAAGGUCCUGUAUGUGUACGUUUAUUAGCAUAUUCAGAAUUUGGUGCUGAACUGAAUUUUGAUGUUAUCCUGGUUUAGCGCUUCUUCUGUACAUAAUAAGCCGGUCGUGGUAGUUCAGUGGAUAGUGUUCUCUUCGUAACUGGGAGGUUGUGAGUUCGCGCGAGCCCUGCUCGUGCCAUUUCCACGUCUAACUGAAGACGUUAACAUAGUUAGUGGCAGCUCUUUCUCCCAACGAUCAGCAUUUAGUAUUGAAAAUCGAGGAUCUUUUGGAUAUGGCCUUCAAAACCGAGGUCCUGUGUUGCGGCUGGUGUUGACACCUUAAAUUUUAUGGGCAUGUAUUUGAUGGAUCUAAAUGGCCCUAUAGAUAUGUUGAACUUUCAUAUCUCGCACUGCGUAUCUCGCGCUGUGUUUUGAUUUGAAUGACCCUAUAUGUGUGUUGAACUUUAAUAUCUCACGCUGUGUUUUGAUUUGAAUGACCCUAUAUAUGUGUUGAACUUUAAUAUCUCACGCUGUGUUUUUCUUUCUUUUACAGGGACAGAUGAUCAUGUUCUAAGCUGUUAAAGUAUUCUGUGCUGUAAAUAAAGAGGGAAAACUCA